GUCCACGUCCCCUACUACUCCGUAGAAACUCCCUCCCUCUCUCUCGCCAGUUAAUGACUUGCUGCUCGCGUUGAUUGCGUCGGCAGCCCGCCCGCAUAGCAUAUCUUCACGCCAGGUCUCGCCACCACAGCCGAGGUCGCCACACGCGACGCCUAGGCUCCACCUCUCCUCUGUAGUUCUGUUGCCGGAGGCGUCGAUCGAUCACGUGCGCACAUCCAUGGCGGGGCUGCAGCGGUCGAGCGGCACGUUCCGGCGCUCCGGCUCGUCGGGGAUGGUGUGGGACGACGACAGGCACCUCUCCGGGGAGAUCAGGCCGUCACCGGGCCGCCGCGACGACGGACCUUCGCCUCCUGCGCGGGUGCAGCGCAGCCGGUCGAACGGGCACGGCGGGUACAGGGCGGGCGCCGGCCGCGUCUCGCCCGCGCUCGACCCGCCGUCGCCGCGCGUCGGCGUCUGCGGCUUCUGCGGGUUCUUCGGCGGCAAGGCGGCCGGGAAGAAGAAGAAGAGAGAUGGCGGCAAGGACAAGUCCAAGGUCAUCCCGAGGGCCGCCGCCAACCGUUCGCCGAGGGCGAGGCGAGCUAGCGGUUGAUUCAUUCAACUUCCCGGCUGCCCCUGCUGCAGUAUGUACAAAAUUCCGUAGUUUCUUUCCAUUCCUGUUAAUAUACCGAUUGCCCCUGUGUAUAGGAAGUGGUAGUACUACUACAGAGCACGAGAGAGUUAUAAACUACACGCAUGUAUGUAUGAUCUAUAGAGGAUACAGUAGAAUUGCAGGCACCGUGUGGUGAGCCUCCAUGGAUAUUCUAUUCAUCACUCGAUUGUGCAGUCUUCUAUUUUCAUUUUUGUUAUGUGGUCAGAAAUUUGUAGGACAGUUGAAUUACAGUUACUACGACA
Messenger RNA from Lolium perenne, 891 nucleotides. RefSeq lists its product as uncharacterized. The record is from RefSeq and is a predicted model, not a curated record. NCBI's taxonomy places the organism in Eukaryota, Viridiplantae, Streptophyta, Magnoliopsida, Poales, Poaceae.